Ectocarpus siliculosus is the source of this 1894-nucleotide messenger RNA. NCBI's taxonomy places the organism in Eukaryota, Phaeophyceae, Ectocarpales, Ectocarpaceae. The record is from the annotation of a GenBank genome assembly.
CCAACUGCGGUACUGCUGUGCUACCCAAGCCCACAUAAAGAUCAUGGGGGUAGAGGGCGGAAGCCUACGAGAAGUACUGGAUGGCGCAACCCCAGAUGAGCUGCGAGGCGUGCUGCUGGCGCUCGAGGGUCGAGUGGUUCACGUCGGUGCUGUAACCGGCCUACUGGAACGGUUGCGACCACCGGCAACGGCACCAGUUGCCAGAAGCAGCAGCAGCAGCAGUAGCAGCGACUCCGCCGUUGUGCAACAACCAGCAGCCACGUUGAAAACAUCGUCCUCGGACUGCGCGGUCUCCUCUCCGGCCCCGGCUACAAAGCGUGCGCGCUGCGGGGACGCUCCCGACGGUGCUGGUCGUGAUGGUCCCGCCGCCGCUGCAGCCGCCAACAGCGUUAGAAGCGCCGCACCACCACCUCCUGCUGCGAAGGACGCCUCGGGUACCGGGGGGGGCACCGCUAGCGCCCCUCCUAAUGCCGAGAUGACGCCUCCAGGAAAUCCCGGCAGUAAGAGCAGCGGCCGAAGCGCAGGAGCCGACGCUACGACUGCAGGUGGGAGUAACGAGGCGUCGUCAACUCAGGGGUUGGGGACGGGCCACACACGGGCGGCGGCUUCGCAAGCACCGGUGCCGCCGCAGGGCCCGCGGGGGCUGUCCUGGAGAGAGAAGCAGCGGCAAAAGGCAGCAGAGAAGGAGGCCGGCGGCGGCGGCGGCGGCGGCGGCAACAAGAAGGGCAGGAAGAGCAAGAAGGGGGCAGGGCAGCAGCGGGACUUCGACCACUCGCGCUGGCGCAAGCGCACCGUCGCGGUGCAGCUCAUGUACGAGGGGGGAGGUUACGCCGGCUUCUGCUCGCAGAGCGAAGGCAACGAGGAGACAAUCGAGAAACACCUCUUCCGAGCCCUGACGACAACCAAGCUCGUAGAAACCAUCACCACGGGGGACAACUACUCCCGCUGUGGCCGCACGGACAGGGGGGUCAGCGCGCUUGGAAACGUCAUCACUGUCUCAAUGCGGUCCAAGUUCCCCAAGCACGUGCCCGACGCCGACCUCCCUACGUCACCGCUCGGGUCCCUCUGGGUAGCCCCGACCGCUCCACCACCAAACGGGGCGGAAUCAGUUGGAGAACACGACGGUGCCCCUAAGAAAGAAAACCAAACGAUGCCCGAAGGCAGCGCUGCUGCUGAGCAAGAACAGCCAGCCGCCGGGGUCGCAGAAGAGGGUAGCGGCCUAGCCAAGGGAAAAAAUUCGGAGGGUUGCCCUUCUGAUUCGCGUCAUCAAGCUAGCGGUGCUCCCGAACCUUGGACGGAGGCUGGAGGAGGAGAGGUCGGACGCGGAGAAGUGGCGAGUGGAAACCCUCCUGGUGGCGGAGGCGGCGGCGGUAGCAGCGUCGUUGCGAGUGCAGCCGACGCCGGAGCAGGCGAGAACGGCGGCGGCGGCGGCGGGGGGCUACGCGGAAGCGAGGGCGAGCGGGGGGGGAAGCUCGGCGGUGGCAACGGCAAUGGCAACGACAAGACGAAGAAGAAGCACAAGAAGAAGAGCCGCAUGAGCGGGGGGAGCGGGGGCGGGGGUCCUCCGGCUGGAGGAGAGGUUACCGAGAUCGACUACUGCGGGAUUCUCAAUCGGGUGUUGCCGCCGGGGGUCCGCACGCUGGCGUGGGCACCGGUCACGGAGGGCUUCAGCGCUAGGUUCAGCUGUUCCGACAGGACGUACAGGUACUUCUUCAUGGCGAGAGACAUGGACGUAAAGGCUAUGAACGAAGCGGCGUCUAAGAUCGUCGGCAGCCACGACUUUAGAAACCUCUGCAAGAUUGGUACGAAGGGUCAUACCCGUAUUGUUUUGGUGGACUACAUGGCGGUGUUGUAUGACGAGAUCGGCCCAAACCUUUGCAAGGUUGGUGCGUAG